AUGGUUCGUAAUCCAGUAAGCGCUUGAUUUCAAAGCGGGCGAGGCGCGCUUUCCUAUCCACGCCGCUUGUUUACCGCUCCGAAUCGACCCUAACCUUACCUUCUCGCGUAAUCUUCGGAGGCCCCAUCUUUCGAGGGAUUCAACCCUUCUGUGACGUCGAGAUGAGUGCGGUCCUAGUUCGGCGAUGAAACUUCCUACCCCUUCGAACCACGUUUUUCUGAAAGCUCGUUUCUGUUUCUUCUUGUACCUGUUUCAUUUUUCCUUCACUUAGGAAAGAAAGUUCCGCGAAUGGUAUCGCGACUUUUGACGAGUUUCUGGCCUUGUUUUUAGUUUUGUUGUUUGUUGGUUUUGUGUAUAGUUUCCACCAAAAUGGUUUUUGUUGUUCAAAGUUUAAGUGAUAUCAGCCUCAAGAAGUUUUUCACACUCGUUCUUCUGAUUUACCUACACGUGGAGCGAAUAAAAGGCGACACGAGCGUGAAGAUAAAAUCCCUGCUGGUGCCGGAGGUGGUGGAGCUGGGCUCCCGAUCGUCGGUGGUGCUGGACUGCGACUACAGCCUGGACGACCCCUCCGGGAAGGCGGCCGGGCUGGUGGUGAAGUGGUUCUUCAACCGGCACCCCUCGCCGGUCUACCAGUGGAUCCAGAACAAGCGGCCGCAGGACCUGGGCGUCCUCAAGGGGCGCCUCAACCUGGACUACCGCGCCUCCAGCGACGCCACCAAGAUGUACCGCGCCCUCGAGAUCGUCAACGUCACCACCGAGCUCUCCGGCGAGUACCAGUGUCAGGUCUCCACCUUCUACAACGAGGACCGCCAGGCCAAGAAAAUGGUCAUUCUAGUUCCUGAAAAAGAGCUUGUUUUUACGACGUCGAAAGAGGGUAACAUGGUGAAUCUAACUUGCUCUGCUGAGGGAGUGUACCCAGAACCGAACAUGACGAUACAGUCUAGUGAUAGGACGCACUCGGGUGAAUAUCUGGUGGAUAAAUUUGAGCGGGACGGUGUUUACGAUAUCAUCGCCCGAUUAGAAGUUUCCGAGGAAGAGUUGGACUCUCCGACGAACUUCGAUUGUGAUUUAGAAAUUCCUGAAGCAAAAUAUUCAAAAAGAAAAUCAUUUACCUAUCAACCGAGGCCUCUAUCCUCAACACCAGACCCGCUUGUGACUUUAACGAGCAAUGCCAAGCAUAGAACGUACCUUGAUAAUAGGAGCUCCAAUAUGGAAUCGGUACAUCUAGUCUGGAUAACUCUUUUGAUUUUUGUUUUCGUUCAGCUACAUUAAUGAAUAUUUGUUUUACUUUGACCUAACAGUGAUAUUCGUCCACUAACUCGGAAUCGACAUAACUUUAUGGGUGUUUGACUGACAUUGGUAUUUUCUUUUCAGGGUUACCAUAGGUCCCACCAAAUUUCCGGUUUGAAAUAUGUUUUUAUGUAGCCGGCUUUUUCAAUGCCAUUGCAAAAGCAUCCAUGUCGGGAUUACUGGAAAUCGAUUUCCAUUAAGUUAUAGGAUGCUGGAGGGCGAAAGAUGCCCAGCAUCCUGCGAUCAUUUAAAACUUCAUGUGAUGAAACAUAGGUUCUGUUGUGAGUUGAGACAUGGAAAUUCUAAAAGAGAACAUCCAAGUAUAAUUGUUGAGCAUUACCCAAAUUUUUGUUCGAGAAUAGCCAAUGUGGCCCUUUUUUACAACACGUAAAGAGAGGAAUAAAACAAGCUUAAUUGCUCUACAGCAUGCUACUUUAAACUUGACUCUCUUAAUUUAAUCAUAACACGGAAAUGUAGAGAUUAUCGAACAUCAUACCUUUACGACAUAAUAUGUUUUCCAAAAAAUGCGCUCGGUGUUUCUAAUAUGUAAUGGACUCACAAUGGUAAAAAUGCUGGAGCUUUUUAAAAUUUUAAUCCUUUCUCCCCCUUUUAUCUGUAUUGAAGUGCGCUUUCAAUUUAAAUAAUUUUCGUUUAUAUUUUUCCUCGUUUUUAUCUUUCAAAAUAAGCGCGGAGAAAAAAUAUUUAAGCUCAUAUUUGAUAAAUCAUCCUGCGUCUUAAAUAAAAACACACUAUUGUUUACCUAUCAUUUAUAUGUUUUAAACUAUUUUUUGUAAAAAUUUUGAAUAUUUAUUUUUAUUUAUUUAGAUUUAAGGUAGGAUUUAUAAAGUUGACCCUAGUAAAUAUUAUUUUUUGUUAUUUUAUCUCGUGUAGAGGUAGGUAUUUGUUUAAAUGAAAGUUCUCCCUGGCGGUGAGUAUCGCAAGUUGUCGAUAUGCGUGUUCAUUCAUUUAAAUUGAAAUAAAAUAUACAUUAUCGAUUCCAAUUUAAACCUAUCAUAAAUUAUCGAUGGAAACGGUUAAGGAGUUUAAAGCACUACACAAGAGUACGUAACUCGCGUACGAGAGUCGCGCCGAUGAUGGAGGACAGGAGCCUCCGAAACACGUCCGCUCCGUCAAAACAUUUUAUGCAAGUGAGUGUUUUCACAAAUUGUUUUUCAAAAGUUUUUAAAAUUGUAAUUUUUAAAAAAAAAAAUUUUAAUUUUUUUUUUAAAUUUUAAAUAACUUAUCGAUUUCAACUGAAGCAGGAUCGAUAUGUAUAUCAAUAUUUUUACAUACAUUUAAAUGGACAAAGCCCAGUGUUCGUCAACUUGCGAGACUCAUCACUGGUCCCCAAUGCAGCCUGAAAAGGUAGUAUGGCUAUUAUACCAAAGUUACUUGAUGUAAAUAAAUAUAUUUCACUAUUGCUGGAAUAGUAUGAAGCUUUUAAAGCUGUACAGUGUAAAUUUUGUACUUACUUGUGUAUUUGAUUGGCUUCCAUAUACCUGUAGCACUUCUCAGUUUGUUCUGGGUAAUCUCUCGUGUUUUAAAAAUUGCCUUUGACUCACAUUGAUUGAACUUGGUUCACUAUGUCUUUUCCCGGCCGAGGAAAUGUAACUACAUUCCAAGGUUGAAAAAUGUCCAUGUGUUACUUAUAUUCUUAACAGGAUACUAUUAAUUGAGCAUCUGCAAGUGAGAAUGGAAUCAAUUUUUUUUUCAGAUCUCACGCAAAAAUAAUCCAAUUUUUUGACGGAUAUUGAAUGGUUACAUUCUCUUAAAAAUGAGUUUUUUUAGGCAGUUUUGCAACCUUGGAAUGGAGUAACCUGGGAAACAACAACAUUAGACAUGACAAUCAGAUUGCCACGCGAAAAGUUUCCUUUACCGUUGAAGGCUAUACAAAGUAAAAUCCUGAAGCUACUACAUUCUUGUUACGCUUAAAAGGAAAAAUAUUGUCACUUCAAGAGUUGGAAACAGUAAUUUGUUACGUCAGCUUGCAACGAUAAGUUGAUGGCUUAUCUUCAAAACCACGCAACUCAAUUGCACAGUUUCAUACUUUUAAAAUAUGCAAUUUAAUUGGAUUUAAUAUAUUUAAAUAUUUGGAUGCAAAAUAAACCAACGUUAUGUCUGGAAUAUUGACUGGAUGACCACGAGAAAUGACAUAGAUGGGUGAAAAUGUCAAGUUCCAGUGUCGACUUGUUCCAAUGCCAAAUAAACUGUCAAAACAAUCCAAAAUGUUGCAAUUUGGACGUUCGAUUUUGGAGAUAAGUCCUCGCACAGGAUAUGUUUUGUUCAAGGAUGUAUGUAUGUAUUGUACUGCUGUAUAUUUGUUUUGUGAAAGAAGUCUAAAGCCAGAUGUAUUAAAAUGGAAUUAGAUGAUAAGUCAUCCGCAUACUAAUAAAAUCAUAUCAUGAUGUUAGGAGAAAUCAGAGGUGAAACAUGUAAAAAAUCAAUGAAAUCUAAUAGCGGCACCUUAGGAUGAUACAUCAUUAUCAAAUUAGCAGCUUGGUUUGCCUAAAAGUUCAAUGAUUAUGAUGAAACUUAAUUUUCUGUUUUGUAUCGCAUUUAGAAGGAAGACAUAAAAAUUUUUCUUUGAGAGUCAUUCCUCCAAAUGUGGAAUCCUAUACUAAAAGCGAUCCCGUAGAUGAACUGGAUUGAGUUUAACAGAAACACAACGAGUGCCAUCAAAUUUAGACCGAGAAACAAUGUUUUCAGUUUUGAAUGUUCGAAAUUCCGAAUGUUUUUAAUGUUCGAAGUUAUGAGGAUUCGUAAAGUUCGGUCGAAAACUAGAUGCGACUAUUCGUGCUCUACGGAUGUCCGUGUUGCCUGCCUAACGAAAUUGAAGGCGUUUCGUUCCGCAGAGCAAUACUAGAUUGAGUUCAACAGCAGGCAUCGUGGCAUGCGAAGUCAAAUCGAGCCAUAGUCCGGAUACAUCUAUUCGUGCUCUGCGGACGUCCGUGUUGCCUACCAACGAAAUUGAAGGCGUUUUGUUUCGCAGAGCAAUACCAGAUCGAAUUCAACAGCAGGCAUCAUGGCGACGGCGUGCACGGUAAAAUCUGGCCAUAGACUAGAUACAACUAUUCGUGCUCGAUGGAUAGCAGAGUUGCCUAUCUGACGAGAUUGAAGGCGUUUUGCGUUUCAACAAAGCAAUACCAAACUGAGUCCCAGCAAAUAGAACCAAGUCACGUCAAGAUCGAACCGAGUUAAGGAUGUUUAAUGUUUCACUCCUCCGUGAGAUUCGAUGUUAAGGACAAAGUUUAACUGCUAUUUUCAUGUUUAAAAUAUUUUUAUCGGCUUUGAAUUUUUGACAUGAGACGAUUUAACUCUUGGUAAAUUUGAAAUCACUCCCAAAUGAUUUAUUGAUUGCGAUUUACUGCGUUUCUGUUAAACUCAGUCCACAUAUAGUAAAAUAGCGAAUAUUUUGAAUAGCUAUGUAAAUGAACAAGUUAAAAAUGUAUUUAAGGCUUUCAUACGUAACUGAAAAAAAAUCCCCCUUAAAGUACUGGUGUCCUGGCACAAUCCCAGAUGGAGUUUUUGAGAUGGAGUACAAACUUUGAAAUAGCUUUUUCUAACAGAUGAAAGACAGAUUUUUCUUUCCUCACUCUAAAAUGUCUAAUCCUCUGUCAAGAACUGAUAAAAAAAAGAGAAAAAUUGCUCAAAUACACAGUGAUUGACUGAUAUUUGAGGUAUAAUGUUUAACCCAGUAAGAAAAUGUCUAGUCCACAGAAAUUGAAAAAUGAACCUGUAAAAUUUAAGUUUGUUGUUGUAAUUCAAAUGUAAUAAAAGUAUUUCUUACGAA
Molecule: messenger RNA, 5080 nt
Organism: Bemisia tabaci
Lineage: Eukaryota; Metazoa; Arthropoda; Insecta; Hemiptera; Aleyrodidae
Source: RefSeq, a predicted model, not a curated record